AUGUUGAUCGAGGCGUUUAAUUUUAAAUUUAAAGAACAAUUUGGGUUCGAGUUUAAAGAAACGACGUUUACGAAAAUCGUGGAUUAUUUACAUACACCGAAAGACGCGUCCAGUUUGGCAGCGAGAAUUUUAUUUGGUCUAGCAAUGCUGUUCGACAUACCGGAUGAGCGCGGCGGAGCCCAGUUGAAUAAAAGAUGGGGGGAUUCUAAAAUGUGCCACUUCCCACUAUUCGAGUUUUUGCAUGGUGUCCCGAUGCCCUACAUGUCUUUUGUCUACACAGCAUUGUGGAUAGGUGCAUUAGGUAUAAUGCUGGGGUGGAAAUACCACACAUUAGCGCCACUAUUCACGAUUUCUUACUGGUACUUAUUCUUCAUUGAAAAAAGUUACUGGAACAAUCAUAGUUACUUGUUUGGUUUAGUGGGUUUUCUUCUUACGUUUACCGAUGCCAACUGCUAUUGGUCUUUAGAUGCUUUGACAAACCCGGAAAAUGCUAGUGAUACAGUGCCGUAUUGGAAUUACUUUAUAUUGAAAUAUCAAUUUUUCAUUCUUUAUUUCAUGGCUGGAGUGAAAAAGGGCACUGCUGAGUGGCUAACUGGGUACUCUGUGCCUAAUCUUAGCGCCCAUUGGGUAUUUUCUCCUUUUACGUUGUUCUUAACAGUUGAGCAGACCGACUACUUCAUAGUGCACUGGUUUAUUUUCGUGUUCGAUCUGACUGUGGCCUUCUGGAUGAUGUGGUCUCGCACCCGGAAUGUCGCUAUGGUUUUCUGCGCCUUAUUCCAUCUUAUGAAUUCCAGGUUGUUUUCUAUAGGAAUGUUUCCGUGGGUAUGUUUGGCUACGAUGCCACUAUUCUAUCCCUUCAAUUGGCCAAAACUAAUUAUUGGUUUUGUUAGAACAUGCUACAUGAGUGUAGUGGUUGAAAUUCGAAAAACAAUAUAUAAUAUAGUUCCAAGAAGUACCCAGCAGUUACCUGAAAAAAUUAGAGAUAGAAAUGAUAACAAUCAUGAUGGGGAUAGUAAUUUAGAAAAAGACAGUAAAUUGAUAGAUGGAAAUAAAGAACAAGCUGAAGAUCAUCGCCACAAAAAUGCACCAAAAGAUGUACAAUGUCCUGAUAUAGAUGAAGAUUUGAAAACAAAAAACCGAAAAAGGUCUUCGGAAAAAAAUGUUAUAUCACUAGAAGACACACGUAAAACAGGAAAUAAUAUCUUAGAUACUGGCACAUCAAUUACCCGGCGUAAAGAAAUAUCCACAGUAUUGAUUUUUAUUUACUUGACAAUGCAAGGUUUCCUACCGUUUUCCCACUUCAUGACCAAGGGCUACAACAAUUGGACAGAUGGUCUCUACGGAUAUUCUUGGGACAUGAUGGUUCACACAUGGGACGUCCAAUCAGUGACUGUGAAAGUAGUCGAUAACGAGAAAAAUAAACAUUUCUUUAUCGACCCUAACGUAUUUAUUCCAAACGAUCGCUGGAAUAAACACGGAGAUAUGGUACACCAAUACGCCAUAUGUCUGAAUAACACCCUCAUUAACGAGUCGGAAAAAUCUCAGAAGAGGAAUGGAAUGCUUUCUAAAAAUAUUUCAAUUUUCGUCGAUGUUUGGUGUUCGAUGAAUGGUAGAUUUGUUCAACGCAUGUUUGAUCCCAAUGUGGACUUAUUGCAAGCUUCUUGGACUACCUUUGAAAAGAUUCCCUUUUUGAUGCCCCUUUUGGAUGAUGCAUUAAAGUGGAGACCUGUUUUAAGUCAAAUAAGGCGUGAGGUAUUCUCAUGGGGUCCGUUUAGUAACGUCGUAUUUUUCGCCGAUUUUCCAGAUUUUGCUUUGGAAAAAUAUAUUCCACCAGAAUUAAAUAACGUGACCCUAACAAUCUUAGAAGGAGAAGUAGCCAUCGAGCCAGAGAUGACAAAUCUUCUUAGACAGUCUUUCCAGUUAAAAACGGGGCAACUCACACAUUUGGACUCUGCAAUGUUUUAUCGAAUUUUAAAUAUUGGAAAAAAACCAGCAUAUUACAUGUUUACUUUUUAUAACAAGACGGAGGCAUUAAAUAACACUCAGACUCAGAGUGAUAGGGCACCUAAGUUUAAAUUACCCUUAUUAACUGAACUGAAAAUCAGAUUUAGUAACAUGCUCGUUUUUGGUGAUAUGUUGUUUAAAGGAUAUUAUCAACUGUUUUUUCGGUUGCCGAUGUUUUUAGUUUGAAUUCUCUUGGUAGUAUUUGAAUGUAUGUUUUAUUAUUGUUACUUCUCUAACUGUAAAUGGUCUAGUAAUUCUAUUUAAGUUUGAGUAC
Molecule: messenger RNA, 2278 nt
Organism: Leguminivora glycinivorella
Lineage: Eukaryota; Metazoa; Arthropoda; Insecta; Lepidoptera; Tortricidae
Product: vitamin K-dependent gamma-carboxylase
Biological process (GO): peptidyl-glutamic acid carboxylation
Molecular function (GO): vitamin binding; gamma-glutamyl carboxylase activity
Source: RefSeq, a predicted model, not a curated record